GAAGCGCCCUAUAGGCUAAUCAGUUGGUAGUUUCAAUCCAGUCCCAGCAUCCUUCUCCUCACGAGUGGAAGUGGAGACCUGUCAGCCGGUGCGCGCGAGCUGCUUUUGUCCGCUGCCAUGGUGGAAAUGACGGAUGCCUUCUGCCUCCUGGUCCCGCUGGUGAUGCUCGCGGGGUCCGGCGCCCGGGCCGACGUCAAGAGCGUUAAAGAGGCGGAAAAAACGGGGAAUUUCAUGGAAGACGAGCACUGGCUGUCCACCAUUUCACAGUACAGCCGUAAGAUCAAGCACUGGAACCGCUUCAGAGACGAGGUAGAGGAUGAUUAUGUUCGUACCUGGGAUGAAAACCAAGGCUCCAGUGACAACGUGGACACCACCAAGGACCCCUGUCAGAAGGUGAAGUGCAGCCGACACAAGGUGUGCGUUGCCCAGGGCUACCAGAGAGCCGUGUGCGUCAACCGCAAGAAGCUUGAGCACAGGCUGAAGCAGCCGGCUCUCAGGUCUCCUGAUGGGAACUGUCAGCCCUGUCCCAUCUCCUCCUCUGGGCCCGUGUGUGGAUCAGAUGGACACAACUACGCCUCGAAGUGUAAGCUGGAGCAGCAGGCAUGUCUUACCGGGAAGGCUCUCACGCUGAAAUGUCCAGGCCUGUGUCCUUGUCCGACUUCUGCUCCUGCGUCCAAGGAGAGUCAAUACGAGACCUGCACCGGACAGGAUCUCUCCGAUCUCGGGGAGCGUCUGAGGGACUGGUUCCAGCUCCUGCAGAGCAACGCCAAACUGAACAACAACAGCAAGCCUGGUGCCAGGAGCCCUGCAGCCAGCGUGUCCUCAGUGCUGGACAGGAGCCUGGUGGCCAGCUGUAAGGACUCCAUAGGCUGGAUGUUCUCCAAGCUGGACACCAACGGCGACCUGUACCUGGACCAGGCCGAGCUGGCUGCCAUCAACCUGGACAAGUACGAGGUCUGCAUCCGGCCCUUCUUCAACUCCUGCGACUCCUACCGGGACGGCAAGGUCUCCACCGCCGAGUGGUGCCUCUGCUUCUGGAGGGAGAAACCACCCUGCCUCGCCGAACUCGAGAGGAUCCAAGUACUAGACGGCGGCAAGAGGAAGUUCGGUCGAUUCAUCCCCAGCUGCGACGAAGACGGCUACUACAGGAAGCAGCAGUGCGACAGGGGCGAGUGCUGGUGCGUGGACCAGAACGGGGGAGAAGUCGCCGCAUCGAGGAUUCGCGGCAAGCCGGACUGCGAUAAUGAAAUGGCGUAUUCGGGCGACUUUGGCAGCGGCGUCGGAUGGGAGGACGAGGAGGAGAAGGAGGCCGAGGAGACCGCGGAGGAGGCCGAGGAGGAGGAGGGGGAGGUGGGCGAGGUGGACGACGGGGGGUACAUCUGGUAAAGGGCCAGCGCGUAGUCCCGCCUCGCUACAGGAGCAUCUUGAUGGUUCCAAACAAACAAAAACACACAAACACACACAGAUCCUGCAAAGAGAUGGACGUGAUGAAGCUCUCACAUUCAGAACAACACUGGCGUAAGAGAAGGCGAGGGAGAGGUUUGCACAGCUUGGGAGUGGGAUGAUGCAUAUGUCACGGGAGUAUUUGAUGUUACAGGAUGUUCUUAAAACGGGCAAGGGAGGGGGAAACGUCACUAUUAAGAAAUUAUAGGUCUGGAGUCAAGGGUUUUGUCCCUCAUACGUGUGAAUCUUUGUUCUCUUCUGUUGUAUGUCCUUUCAGAUAUCUUCAAGCAGUUUUUAGCUGAUGCAUAAUGGAAUCUUUAGCAGCUGCAAGUGCUUCUCAUGUGCUUGCAUUAAAAAUGGAGAAAGGAUUAGGUGCAUUUCAGUCAUCAAAAUUGGCCUCUUUCAUCUUUUCUUUCCGCAGAACAAAAGUCCAAUGACCACUUUUAGGCGACAAAAGACAGAAUCUAGAAAUCACCCUUUGACGUGUCAUAGGCUUCAGCUCAUAUGUGACAGUAGUGCUGUCCCAUUCAUGACUUAUUAAAAAAAGGUUCUCACUCUCACUCUUUAGCUUGUAUAUAGUGUACCAAGAGACGGUGUCACCUAUUAGUCCCAUUACCAAUGCCUUGAAAAGCGAGCAGAGUGUGCUGCUUUGCUGACACGUGUACAUCAUAUCAUAGUGUGGAUCAUUUAUUGUGUUUAAUAAAAAAAAAUGAAAUAAAAUAAACUUGUUUAUGUGGCCCAGCCAGCCACCGUAUCCUUGA
This is a messenger RNA of Betta splendens (Siamese fighting fish), 2204 nucleotides long. RefSeq names its product SPARC (osteonectin), cwcv and kazal like domains proteoglycan 2 (gene spock2). The transcript is spliced from 11 exons. Gene Ontology annotation, molecular function: protein binding; calcium ion binding. Bases 118 to 1386 code for a protein of 422 amino acids. The record is from RefSeq and is a predicted model, not a curated record. NCBI's taxonomy places the organism in Eukaryota, Metazoa, Chordata, Actinopteri, Anabantiformes, Osphronemidae.